CAGGCAUUGUUGAAGUUACAAUCCCCACUAGCCAAUAGUGCACCGACACGUCUUCAUCAACGUUCUUUUUCGACUAGAAGACCAAGAGCUAUUUAUCGGGGCUUUAAAUAUUCGGGCACAUACUUCGUGAAAUGGUUCACACAUGUUUUUUGCCCGUCUCUUGAGCCAAUUUAG
Messenger RNA from Linum tenue, 174 nucleotides. NCBI's taxonomy places the organism in Eukaryota, Viridiplantae, Streptophyta, Magnoliopsida, Malpighiales, Linaceae. The record is from the annotation of a GenBank genome assembly.